Jatropha curcas is the source of this 1267-nucleotide messenger RNA. The record is from RefSeq and is a predicted model, not a curated record. Lineage: Eukaryota; Viridiplantae; Streptophyta; Magnoliopsida; Malpighiales; Euphorbiaceae.
GGAAAAGGCAACCGGUCACUUUCAUCAUUUCAUUUCUAUCCCAAUCAAAAAUGAAAUACUAGAAAACCCAAGUACAGUUUCUCUCUUUCCUUAAUCUUCUUGAACUCUCUCCACUGCCAAACACUAAUCACCACAUGCACUAAAUACUCUAAUUUCUCUUUCUCGCCGGAAAAUUCACACUAUGACGAUGGACGGACUUGAAUCGGGAGGGAUCAACGGCGGGGUCGACGGGAGCGAGAAGAAAGGGGUUCACCGGAAGGAUGAGACGCUUUACAGCGUGCUUCACAGUUUGUUGGCAAUGAUCUUCGUGCCGGAAUCCGGCAGUAGCGUUGCAGCGGAAUCGUUUUUGCAGCGGAUCAAGAUCUCUGUAUCCGAAAACGGUCCUCUUCUUAAAGAUGCUACCAAAAACACUGGCCGGAAGGUUCUUCUCUGGACUCGCCGGGGUAGCCCUCUGCGGGCGCUCCUCGUGAUCUCGGUAGGGACUAUCACUCUUCUUACAUUGACAGGAUUGCUUGUCUUUAUGCUUUUCUUUCUGGCAGCCACUGUCAAUGCCAUUGUAGUCUCUCUUCUCAUUUCUUUGGCAGCUGCAGGAGGAUUCUUGGCUCUUUUCUUUGCUUGUGUAACAGCUGUAUACAUAGGGGCAUUAUCAGUUGCUCUAUUUGUUAUUUCCACGACUGCAAUUUCAGCAAUCGUAGCUGUCCUGAUAGCUACAGGUUGGAUUGGAUUCUUCUGGACUGUCUGGUUGGUAACGAAGAAAAGUGUGGGUGUGGCGAAGCACUCACUGAGCAUGACUGGAUCGGCAAUUUCAGCUUAUUCUUCUGCUCGGCAUCUGCGGCGCUAUCAUGAAGUAGAUAAGGUAUCAGAUUGAGCCAUGAUGCAGCGAGGCCAUGUGUGUAGAUAUCCCACUUUGCUCUCUCUCUCUCUCUCUCUCUAUAUAUAUAUAUAUAUAUAUAUAUAUAUAUAUAUAUAUUUGUACAUCUUUUUCCCUGUUCACAACUUCAUCAAGUCUGGCCACUACGAUAGUGUUUGUUACCAUGAUCGUUGCUUAUUUGUAGUUCCAAAGCUUUUGGUGGACAUAUCUGUUAUUACAGUUUAGAAACACAUAUUUGUAACUUGCUUGCGUACUAUUAUUAUAUGUGGGUAUGUAGCUUGAAAACAAUAACUAUUCGGAAGUAAACAGAGUGAAGAUAGUUCAUGUAGCGUGAUUUAUUAUUUGUCACAGAAUAGCAUCAUCUUGAAUUUACAUAGUAUAGGUGAUAAUUUGAUU